Molecule: messenger RNA, 2529 nt
Organism: Tetrahymena thermophila SB210
Lineage: Eukaryota; Ciliophora; Oligohymenophorea; Hymenostomatida; Tetrahymenidae
Exons: 2
Source: RefSeq, a predicted model, not a curated record
AUGUAUAAAAACUACAAGACUAAUUUAUCAAAACCAAGCAAACCAAAUUUACCCAAGGGUUAACAAAAAAGCCAAGGCACAAUUAGUUAGAAAGUAGUUAAACCUAAACCUGAGUGGAAUGAUUCUGUCAAAGAUGAAUCCAAUUAUAAGCUUUCUGCUUCAGAGUUAGUGCAAAGGAAGAUUAAUUUGAUGAGUAAGCAUAGAUUGGAAGCUAAGGAGGAAUGGCUUGAGAGAUAAGAAAAAUUAAGGAGGGGAGUGUUAGAUGAAGAAACAAAAAAAAUAUAUGAUACUGCAAGGCAGAGUAAAAAUCUAAGCACUAGAGAAGACGAAAUAAAAAGAAAAAAUUUAAGCUAGAUGAUAAACUUUAUUGAAAAACCUUAAAAAGAUAGCAAAGCGGUUGUUGAAUAGGUCAAACAAAAUCUUGAAUAAACAAGAAAAUUUAUUCAUAAAAUUGAAUAAUAUCAAAAUGAUGAAGAUCCAAAUAGAUUGCUAAGAGUUAUUGAUAGAUUAAACAAAAAUUCAGAUCAACAAAAUAGCAAUUAUGAUACUGUAAAUUAGAAUAAUAAAGGUUAAGGUAGUCUAAGGAAAUCAGCAAGAUCUAUGAGCAGCUAAAAUAUGAACUCAUAGAGAUAAAAUUCUUUAAAUGAAAAUAAAUUAAGCGACAAAAAAUAUAACCAAUCCACUUAAAUGUAAAGUGAUUUCUUUUCAUCUUCAUCAAAGGAAAAUUAAAAAGACAUGGCUAACUACUUCCAUUCUCUUGAUAAAAUCGAAGAAACUAUAAAAUUUAUGGAAGAUAAAAUUUUAUGUGAACGUAAAUCUCCUUCCAAGUAAAAUAAUGCUGCUUCAAAAAUUGUUGAAAAAAAACUUUUCAAUGAAAUACAAGAAAAUUCAGAUAGCAUAAAAUCAAAUACUUUAGAUAAAAAAGAGAAAAACAUUUACAAUUAAUAGUUGGAAAAAGUUGACUUUGAGUUUGAAACUAAUUAUCAUUAUAAUAUGAUUGCUAAUAAAAAUAAAUUAGAUAUUAAAAACUUUGAAUUUUCAAAAGAGUCUUAAAACGGUGCAAAGUAAAUUAAUACAUCUAGAGGAUCAAAAAAUAUAGAUAAUGAUGCUUUAUCAUUUAAUCUCACUGAUGGUGAAGACGAGUCCCAAACUCAUGGAUUUAAAAAUAGAUUUGAACAAUCCUUACCUAAAAAUUAUAACAGAAGUAGAAGUUAGUCAUAAGACAAGUAAAUUUAAUAUGAUAGCCAAGGCAAGAAAUUUUAACAAGAAAAUGAUAUUGUUGUUAACGAUUUUAAAUGUAACAUAGAUAUGAUAGAUCCAAAUAUGUUUUUUAACAGCAAUCAACAAGAAAAUGAAUAAAUGAAUAAAUUUUAAUACUAAUACGACAACAAAAAAACAUUUUAAGAGAAUAAUAGAAAUACUAAUGAUGAUAAUAUGAAAUCAGACUUUCAAAGAAACUAUGAGGAUACUUUAUCAUCAGCUGAUAACUAUAAUAAGCAAUAAAAAUCUAAUUUUGUUUAGUAAUAUGAUAAUAUUGCAUCAAAGAAAAGAUAAGAAUUGAGUAGCUAACAAGCAACAGUAAAGUUCUAGUAUGACACUCAAAAUGAAUUAUAUUCAAAAUUAAAGUAAUAAACAGAAGAUGACUCUGAAUAAUUCUAUGCAAACAGAAUCGCACCUUAGCCAUAUACAAAUAACUAUUUCAAAGAAACUUAAAGAGAUUCUGAGUACAUAUCUAAGUAACCAAAUAAAAGCUAAUAACCUUGCAGUGUUUAAUAAUAAGUUUAAGAUGAAGAGUAAGGAGGAGAUGAUUAUUUAUCAAGAAAUAUAGAUUAGUUGAAAGAAAUACUGGAAGCUACUAAAAAAGAUCUUGAAAAAUUAGAAAAUAAUAAUUUAAAUAGCGAUGAAUUCAAUUAUUUUUCAUCUCAAUAUUAAUAAACCUAAUAAGAAGGAACAAUAUAAGGAAAAAAGAUACAGAAGACUAUCCCAAUAUCAAGAAAUAACGAAUUAAGUGAGCUGUAAGCAAUACAAAGUAUCAAGAAGGUGGCAAAUAAUCUUUUAGAGUGCUCAGAUAAUAGAUAGGUUUAUCAAAAUAAAAUAAAUCCUGCUUUUAUAAAUUCAUACAAAUAAUAAGAAAUACCAACAACAAAUGAUGUCUUAGUGUAAGAUUCAAACUUAUCCAAGCAAAAUAACUUAUUUUAAGAUAUAAGCGAAUAAUAAAAUUUUUUUACAAGCAACAUUUUCUUGUGUAAUAAUAAUUCAAUAUAGAAAACAAAUGGAGCAGCAGACAAUAUGUACAAAUAGUCUGACCCAUAUUUUACAAGCAAUAUAUUUUUGAAUGAUAAUAUUAGCAAUAAUAACGACUUAAAAAAUAAUCAAUCAAAUUUAUACUCAAACAAUCAAGGUGAUACUUAAAUUUAAAGAAAUUAAAAUAUAAUUAAAUAAGAUAUGUUUAAAAAAUCGAUUUAAAACUAUUCUAAUCAAGGAGUUAAACCUCAGGAUUCUCUUUACAUAAGACAUCACCUCAAAUGA